Cynocephalus volans (Philippine flying lemur) is the source of this 3782-nucleotide messenger RNA. It is a transcript of the gene TTLL7, whose product is annotated as tubulin tyrosine ligase like 7. Gene Ontology annotation, molecular function: tubulin binding; tubulin-glutamic acid ligase activity. The transcript has 21 exons. Gene Ontology annotation, cellular component: cilium. NCBI's taxonomy places the organism in Eukaryota, Metazoa, Chordata, Mammalia, Dermoptera, Cynocephalidae. Bases 358 to 3018 code for a protein of 886 amino acids. Gene Ontology annotation, biological process: microtubule cytoskeleton organization; protein polyglutamylation. The record is from RefSeq and is a predicted model, not a curated record.
GGCCAGAGCCCCGAGCCGUGGCUGCCGCGGGCGGUGGGCGGGCGGACGGGAGCGCCGGACCACCAGCGCAGGCUGCUCAAGCCCGGGGGGCCGCCCGCGGGCAGGCCUGGAAGCUCGGGAGCCGCAGAGGGACCGCCUGCCGCGGGGAGACGAGGACCGGGGCUGGGCUUCCUCACCCCGGGUGCCUUCUUAUCCCGUAAUGUCAGUGUCCUGAAAUCUGAGAAUUCCACCAAGAUAAUAUGAGAGGGACUCUCCGUGAUUUCGGGCCAUAUCCUACCUAGACUUACGUGAGACUUCCAGAUUUCCUGAGAGCUUGGUACAGCGGCACACACUGCUUACUGACUGGCACUGGCAGUAAUGCCAUCUCUGCCUCAGGAAGGAGUGCUGCAGGGACCCUCUUCCCUGGAUCUGAAUACAGAAUUACCUUUUCAAAGCACAAUGAAAAGGAAAGUCAGAAAGAAGAAAAAGAAGGGAACCAUUACAGCAAAUGUUGCUGGGACAAAGUUUGAAAUUGUUCGUUUAGUAAUAGAUGAAAUGGGAUUUAUGAAAACUCCAGAUGAAGAUGAAACGAGUAACCUUAUAUGGUGUGACUCUGCUGUUCAGCAGGACAAGAUUGCAGAGCUGCAAAAUUACCAGAGGAUCAACCAUUUUCCAGGAAUGGGGGAGAUCUGUAGAAAGGAUUUCUUAGCAAGAAAUAUGACCAAAAUGAUCAGGUCUCGGCCUCUGGAUUAUACCUUUGUUCCUCGAACAUGGAUCUUUCCUGCUGAAUAUUCUCAAUUCCAGAACUAUGUGAAAGAAUUGAAGAAAAAACGGAAACAGAAAACUUUUAUAGUAAAACCAGCUAAUGGUGCAAUGGGUCAUGGGAUUUCUUUGAUAAGAAAUGGUGACAAACUUCCAUCUCAGGAUCAUCUGAUUGUUCAAGAAUACAUUGAAAAGCCUUUCCUAAUGGAAGGUUACAAGUUUGAUUUACGAAUUUAUAUUCUGGUAACAUCAUGUGAUCCACUAAAAAUAUUUCUUUAUCACGAUGGACUUGUGAGAAUGGGAACAGAGAAGUACAUUCCACCUAAUGAAUCCAAUUUGACCCAGUUAUACAUGCAUCUGACAAACUACUCUGUGAACAAGCAUAAUGAACGUUUUGAACGGGAUGAAACUGAAAACAAAGGCAGCAAACGUUCCAUCAGAUGGUUUACAGAAUUCCUACAAGCAAAUCAACAUGAUGUUGCUAAGUUUUGGAGUGAUAUUUCAGAAUUAGUGGUAAAGACCUUGAUUGUAGCAGAACCUCACGUGCUGCAUGCAUAUCGAAUGUGCAGACCUGGUCAACCUCCAGGAAGUGAAAGUGUCUGCUUUGAAGUCCUGGGAUUUGAUAUUUUGUUGGAUAGAAAACUAAAGCCAUGGCUUCUGGAGAUUAAUCGAGCCCCAAGCUUUGGAACUGAUCAGAAAAUAGACCUCGAUGUAAAGAGAGGAGUGCUGCUAAAUGCACUGAAACUACUAAACAUCAGGACCAGUGAUAAAAGGAGAAACUUGGCCAAACAAAAAGCUGAGGCUCAAAGGAGACUUUAUGGUCAAAAUUCAUUAAAAAGGCUCUUACCAGGUUCAUCAGACUGGGAACAGCAGAGACACCAAUUGGAGAGACGGAAAGAAGAGUUGAAAGAGAGACUUGCUCAAGUACGAAAGCAGAUCUCACGAGAAGAACAUGAGAAUCGACAUAUGGGGAAUUACAGACGAAUUUAUCCUCCUGAAGAUAAAACACUACUUGAAAAGUAUGAAAAUUUGUUGGCUGUUGCCUUUCAGACGUUCCUUUCAGGAAGAGCAGCUUCAUUCCAGCGAGAGCUGAACAAUCCUUUGAAAAGGAUGAAGGAGGAAGAUAUUUUGGAUCUUCUGGAACAAUGUGAAAUUGAUGAUGAAAAAUUGAUGGGAAAAACUACCAAGCAUCGAGGACCAAAGCCUCUGUGUUCUAUGCCUGAGAGUACAGAGAUAAUGAAAAGACAGAAGUACUACAGCAGUGACAGCAGUUAUGACAGUAACAGCAGCUCUUCAGAAUCGGAUGAAAAUGAAAAAGAGUAUCAAAAUAAGAAAAGAGAAAAGCAAGUAACAUAUAAUCUGAAACACUCCAACCACUACAAAUUAAUUCAACAAUCCACCACCAUAAGGCGCUCAGUCAGCUGCCCUCGGUCCAUCUCUGCUCAAUCACCUUCCAGUGGGGACAGCCGCCCCUUUUCUGCUCAACACAUGAUAUCAGUAUCACGGCCAUCUUCAGCAUCUCGGUCACAUUCCUUAAAUCGUGCUUCCUCCUACAUGAGGCAUCUGCCUCACAGUGAUGAUGCCAGCUCUGUCAGCUCUCAGGUGAGUGAGUCUUUGCGGCAACUGAAAACAAAAGAACAAGAAGAUGAUCUGACAAGUCAGACCUUAUUUGUUCUCAAGGACAUGAAGAUCCGGUUUCCAGGAAAAUCAGAUGCAGAAUCAGAACUUCUGAUAGAAGAUAUCAUUGAUAACUGGAAGCACCAUAAAACAAAAGUGGCUUCAUUUUGGCUCAUAAAAUUGGACUCUGUAAAACAACGAAAAGUUUUGGACAUAGUAAAAACAAGUAUUCGUACAGUUCUUCCACGCAUCUGGAAGGUACCCGAUAUUGAGGAAUUAAAUUUAUAUCGGAUUUUCAACCGGGUUUUUAAUCGCUUACUCUGGAGUCAUGGCCAAGGACUAUGGAACUGUUUCUGUGAUUCGGGAUCCUCUUGGGAGAGUAUAUUCAGUAAAAGCCCUGAGGUGGUGACUUCUUUGCAGCUCCAAUGUUGCCAGCGCCUGGUCGAGCUUUGUAAACAGUGCCUGCUAGUGGUUUACAAAUAUGCAACUGACACAAGAGGAUCACUCUCAGGCAUUGGUCCUGACUGGGGUAAUUCCAGGUAUUUACUACCAGGAAGCACCCAGUUCUUCAUGAGAACACCAGCCUACAACUUGAAAUACAGUUCACCUGGAAUGACUCGCUCCAAUAUUUUGUUUACAUCCCGAUAUGGCCAUUUAUGAAACAGAAGGGAAGAUUGCCAUGGGUUAUGCAUAAUAGCAAUUCAUUUUUUUUUCUCAAGUUGAACAUGCAAAGAAAAGUGACCAUUAAGUGCUGUUUUAUGUAUAUAAGACAUACAUAUGUGUGAAAAUAUAUACACACAUGCACUCAAAUAACAUAUAUUUAUUAUAAUACAUAAAGAAGAAUUAGCAGAAAACUGAACAUAAGACUUAACCUUUCUGGAAAUGUAAUAAACCACGUUAAAAUUGUUUACACAAAUAUGUGAAUGUCUAGAAUUUGCCAGGUUUAUAAUUAAUUCCUUCCUACUAGAAAUGUUAUUUUUGCUGCAGAGUAUAUAAAACAGAAGUGAUCUUGAAGAUCCCAUUACAGUGUUAAAUUAUUUUCUAAGUAACAUGCCUUUUGACUUGAAAAAGCAUUAAUAGUAUAAUACCUUAUUAACUCUCUUAUAUGUAGUAUUCAUUUACAAUGAAACAAAAAAGAUUUAGAAGCCUGGUAUUGCUUGAUGAUAGAAUUAAGUAUAAAACGGGUUUAUCGUUACUAUAGCACACUGUAAAAAGUACUAGAAAAAUCUCAACCUGAUUCUCCAACAUUUUCAUUCUAUGUGGAAAUUUAGCUACUUGUAAUAAUACAUUAUCAGUAAGGGUCUGGUAAGAUCAUAUUAUGAUCUAAAGUGGAAGACAAUCCAGUGGGUUAAAAAAAAUGUAAACUAGAUUUUAUUUUUACUUUUCAUAGGAAGUCUCAUAAAGGAACAGAAAAUGAAGGUAGU